AUGAUUCAUGCCAGCCACGUGACUCCUACCAACAAAGCCAUUGCUACUGUAGUCCCUGCUUUGAACCAGCCAUGUUGCGCAAUCUUGCUUGCCCCAGACGUCGGCGACGAGCCUGACGAUGAUGCCGUGGCUGUAGUCGUCUCACCCGAGGCGCUAGAAGAUGAGUCCGCCGAGAUGGACGUGCCUGAAGUGGAUUUUGAAUUGUGCUUGGUUGUGGUAGAGGCGGCGUCGGCGGCGGUCGUCUUGCUCACUGCAGUGACAGUCACAUCAGAUGUCCCUGUCGCUGUCGGCUGGCCCGCAAUCUCGCUACCAGAGACGGAUGUAUCUACACAAUACGCCGUGGGGCAUUCGGUGCAGUCAAGAGGGAUAGAGAUCUGGCAUGCCUGA
This is a messenger RNA of Cryphonectria parasitica EP155, 387 nucleotides long. RefSeq lists its product as uncharacterized. NCBI's taxonomy places the organism in Eukaryota, Fungi, Ascomycota, Sordariomycetes, Diaporthales, Cryphonectriaceae. Bases 1 to 387 code for a protein of 128 amino acids. The transcript is spliced from 2 exons. The record is from RefSeq and is a predicted model, not a curated record.